Molecule: messenger RNA, 411 nt
Organism: Cryptomeria japonica (Japanese cedar)
Lineage: Eukaryota; Viridiplantae; Streptophyta; Pinopsida; Cupressales; Cupressaceae
Exons: 1
Coding region: 1-411 (136 amino acids)
Source: RefSeq, a predicted model, not a curated record
AUGGAACACAUUGAGAUUGGGGUUGAGACACAAGUUGAACAAAUUGAACAAUUAGUUGAUCCCCUGGUUACUGGAAUGGUUACAAACACCAUUGAUACAAGCACUGAAAAACCUAUAGAGUUAGAGAAACCGGCUGCAGAAAAUACAGAGAAGCCUACUGAGUCACCAAUAGUGAACAUUGUAGAGGUACAGACUGAGAAACCGGUAGUGGAUACCACUGAGAAACCAUCAGAAAGAAUGGUAGAAGAGAGCACAGAGACACAGGUAGAGACCCAAACUGAGAAAGCCAUUGAGAAAAAGGUAGAGAAAAAGGUUGAGUUGCAGGUACAUACAAAGACAAUGCCACCAACAACAACUGAGAAGCUUAAACCUUUGCUGAUAGAAAUGCAGACACAAACUGACCCUCCAUAG